Molecule: messenger RNA, 4237 nt
Organism: Brassica rapa (field mustard)
Lineage: Eukaryota; Viridiplantae; Streptophyta; Magnoliopsida; Brassicales; Brassicaceae
Product: protein PAT1 homolog
Biological process (GO): P-body assembly; deadenylation-dependent decapping of nuclear-transcribed mRNA
Cellular component (GO): P-body
Molecular function (GO): RNA binding
Source: RefSeq, a predicted model, not a curated record
UAUAAAUGUGUAUGAAUACGAGGAGAGCUAUUCAUCGAAAUGAAAUUUAAAUGUACUGAGUCUACUGACUUGUUACCAUCAGAUCAUGAACCACAUUAACUCCAACCAAGAAGGCAAAGACAAAGGUGGUGGUUGUUGUUGUUGCUGUCAGAUCACGGAUUCACUUUCACCAAAUAAAGAAUUGGUUAAUCGGUUUGAAUCAAAAGUAGAGAUUAGACAACAAGUUAUGUGUUGUUAUUAAAAGAAACUUACACAAAUCCAUAACUACAUGAGCCUACAAUUAAUAGAGAUAUUCUAGUUGGGUGGAAUGUUGAUCCAAUUUGUUGAAUCAUGUAUGUGAUCACAACCGCGUGAACUAGCAGAUCCAAGAUCCCAAUGACAACGGGAUUUAUUAUGCGUUUCAAUGUUAGCCACUGGAAAAAGUUUGUGACAUAUAUUUAGCGAAGGACCAGGCAAAGAGCUCAUGACACAAACUGCAUAUCUAGUCAAAAGACAAGGCCUAAUGUGAAGGUCUCACUGAAUGCUUUUAGAACAAACAAAGACACAUAGCAGAUGAAUAGGGAUAACCUCAACGUUCCUACACUUUACUUGACCAGGCCUUCUUCCAGAAAAUGUUUCAUAGAGACCCAUGUGUCCCCGUAGUGAACUAACUAGCUGACCAUAAAAAGAAGUAGUGAUAGUAGAAUAGUUUUAGCUCUUAGGAAUGCUACUCCUUGAUAUCCUCCUAGGAGCCUGUAGGUUCACACAAGCCAUAACUUAGGGGGCCUUGGGGGCACUAGAGUAAGAAAAAUGGACAAUGACCACCCUAUUCCUCUUCCCCUGUUUAGAGCAAAUAAGAGAUUAAUUAGGGUGUACUUUAAUAGAGCACGAUUACAAUGAACAAACACUUCUAUGUAAGGAACUAAAACAACAGAAUCCACAUAGAUCAUCUUGGCAAUUCGAUACACAGGGCCACUUAAUUAGUCAUAGUUGCUAAUUAAACGUUUAUUAAAAACUAGCAGGCCACCAUACGUUUAUAGCAGGAUCUUGGCUUGGACCAUACUCAUGAGCAAGGAGUCUCAUAUGUAUACAAGUUUUACAACAUAUUCUAAAAGCUAGCACUGAGAAACUCACCAAGGUUGGUUUGUCUGCGAAACAUUGAACCGUGACGGCUUAAUUUACACACAAAAGUCAUGAAAAGUAGAUUAAUUCAAAAAUAAUUUUAAAUUCAAAGAAAAAAAUUUACAUUUUAGCAAAUUAUUCGAGAUUAUCGAUUGGAUUUAAUAGGAUUUCUUAUAAAAUUAUAUCUUACAUAUAAAUCAGUUUUUUUUUUUUUUCAUUUUUAUGGUAUUUUAAAGAGAUUAAAAACAAUAUAUUAAUAAUAUUUGGAUCAAUCAAUCAUAAAUAAAAUAAAAAAGGUCGGCAUCGUCGUCGCUAUAUCCUGUCAUCAUCUAGGGUUCUGCUGCUUCUUCUUCUCCGAUAUGUAUUGAUUCUCUCAGUAGGAGAAGCUCGCUCGCUAGGAUUAGGGAAUCGUGAUUGACAAUCUUAGUUCGCCCUCGUUCUGUAGUUAAAAGGAAUCAGUUAGGGUUUUGUAGACUUGAUUGGGGAUUCGAUUAUGGAUACUAAUCAAGCUCCUGGAACCGACGAUCUUAAUAAAGUUGCAGAUAAUCCUUCAGGUGAUUCAAUGUUUGAUGCAUCUCAGUAUGCGUUUUUUGGGAAUGAUGUUGUGGAGGAGGUUGAGCUUGGUGGAUUGGAAGAGGAAGAUGAGAUUUUGUCUCUCAAUGGGAUAGGGGAAGGCUUUUCAUUUGACAAGGAAGAGGUUGAAGAUUCUAGACCUCUGUCGGACGUUGAUGAUCUUGCUACUACUUUCUCAAAGUUGAAUAGGGAUCCUGAGGUCAAUAGAAACACGGGACCAGUCAUUGAUAGGCGACCGAGACAGAAUUCUUUAGCACCUGACUGGACUUAUAGGGAGGAGAUACCAGAUUGGUAUGGCCAGCAGUUACUGGACUCUGAUGCCAUUAAAGAUGACAAGGCUUGGUCGGGACAACCUUUCUCUGCUCUGGACCCUAAAAGAACAACACAACAUCCCGAACCACAACGUCAGCUGCAUCAAAACCACAAUCAACAACAGUUUCCCAGUGAUCCUAUUCUUGUCCCGAAGUCAUCUUUUGUUUCAUACCCUCCUCCAAGCAGCAUAUCACCAGAACAGCGUUUAGGACACCCAAAUGUUGUACCAUAUCAUUCUGGUGGGGCUCAAAUGGGAUCGCCAAACUUUUCUCAGUUCUCAACUGUGCAGCCUCAGUUGGCUGGCAUGCAUCAGUUUCGUCCAGAUCUUCCCCUGAAUAACCGCCCUCCGGCUCAAUGGAUGAAUAACGCGUUGCUACAACAGCCGUCUCAUCAAAACGGUUUGAUGCCCCCUCAGUUGCAGGGAUCUCAGAAUAGGUUACAACAUCCAAUGCAGCCUCAGUUAUUUAAUCCUCAUCUUUCUCGAUCAUCAUCCUCUGGAAGUUAUGAUGGAAUGCUUGGGUUUGUUGAUCCGAGGGAAGCAAGACCAGGGUCGGCUCAAGGCAACAGACAGAACAUGCGUUUUCAUCAACAAGGCUUUGAUGGUGGCGUUCAGAGGAGAAAUAGCGGAUGGCCUCCAUACCGGUCCAAAUAUAUGUCAGCAGGCGAGUUAGAGAAUAUAUUGAGAGCGCAGCUUGCUGCCACACACAGCAAUGAUCCUUACGUUGAUGACUACUACCAUCAAGCAUGCCUUGCGAAGAAUUCUGCAGGUGGGAAACUGAGACAUCAUUUCUGUCCAAAUCAUUUGAGGGACCUGCUCCAUCCACGUGCACGGACAAACAACGAGCCCCAUGCGUUUCUUCAGGUUGAUGCUCUUGGUAGAGUUCCUUUCUCUUCGAUCCGCAGGCCUCGGCCCCUUCUUGAAAUGGACCCUCCAAACUCAGCUAAAUCUGGUGAUUCGGAUAACAAAGCUACCGAUAAGCCCCUUGAUGAAGAACCUAUGCUUGCAGCUAGAGUGUGCAUUGAGGACGGUCUUAACCUCCUCCUCGAUGUCGAUGACAUUGAUCGUUUCCUACAGUUUAGCCAGCUCCACGACGGAGGAAACCAGUUGAAACAAAAACGGCACGCGUUGCUGGAAAGCCUCGCCGUUUCGCUGCAGCUCUUUGAUCCCCUAGCCAAGAAUGGGCAAAGCAGGUCCCAGGAUGAUUUCAUCUUCCAAAGGAUCAUCUCUCUUCCAAAGGGUCGGAAGCUACUCGUAAGGUAUCUUCAGCUUAUCUUCCCUGGCAGCGACCUAAUGAGGAUAGUCUGCAUGGGCAUUUUCCGUCACUUGAGAUCACUCUUUGGAACCAUCUCACCCGAUCCUGAUAUCGCCAAAACCACAAACAAGCUCGCAAACGUUGUGAACUCGUGCAUCCACAAGAUGGAGUUGGGACCCAUAAGCGCGUGCCUAGCAGCGGUCUCCUGCUCUUCCGAGCAGCCACCGCUCCGUCCUUUAGGCACUCCUGUUGGAGACGGAGCUUCCACGGUGCUGAAAUCUACGCUCGACAGGGCUUCAGAGCUUCUCCGGGGUAAUAACUUCAACACCGCGGGCAUGGCUCUGUGGCGUGCUUCCUUCAACGAGUUCUACAACCUUCUGAUGAGGUAUUGCAUCAGCAAAUACGACGGUAUCAUGCAGAGUUUGAAUUCGCAGUUGCCUCCAGAGUUUGCGGGUGAGAUAUCUGACGCAGCUGCGCAAGCCAUUGUCCGCGAAAUGCCUAUUGAGCUUCUGCGUUCGAGUUUCCCACAUAUUGGUGAGCAGCAGAAGAGGUUACUGAUGGAGUUUUUGAAACGAUCUAUGCUCGGAAGCCAGAAAACAGAGCAGCCAGUCCUAAGCUGAUAGUAUCCAGAUUCAAACAGUAUAGAAUCAAGACACCAUAUCUCGCGCGUGUCUGUAUAUGAAGCAUAAGAUCAUGCAGAUAACGUUACAAGAAAGGUUAGAGAGAAUCAGUUCAAACAGUUUUUAUUUUUUGCAGCAGAGAGAAAGAGGAGUUAUAUGUGAAGUUUGGUCUCUGUACAGAGAAACUAAGUCUUUUAGCUUUUGCAGAACUUUGUAGCCAAGUCAUUGUGUGUCUUCUGUCUUCCCGUCUAGGUCAUCUCAUUGUGGUUUUCUUGUUUUCUCAUUUUUUUCUCAUUUUUGCAAACCUUUUUCAUGUUUUUGAUAAAUUCUCUUUCUUUUUUUCUUUAUAUGUUUUAAUAAAUAAAACAUUUGGGGUUA